AUGUGUCGCUCACUGCUCAUCCUGCUGCUCAUCGCUGGAGCUCUGCUGAUCUCUACUGAGGGUCAGCAGGAUUAUCACAAGCUCACUGGUAUAUACAAGGCUGCUGUUGACAAGGCAAUUCAACACUGCAAUGAAAAAUCCUCAAAGCAUGUUAAUUUCCUUGGCUUCCUUCCUGAUUCAGAGAAAAAAUCUGGUCCAUUUUACAUUGAGCUUCACUUGAAAGUCACCACCUGCCCAAAAACAGAAAAGACCACACAUCGAGAUGACUGCCCAUUUAUGAACCGAAGGCCAAAAAUCAACUGUGCUGUUUGCAAUAAAGGGAUUGAGUCCGGCCUCGACAUUCACUGCGUUACGCAACUGCAAGUAAAUCAGUUCAUGGAAGAGCGGAGGAAAGUGUGCCCAAUUUACGUCUUAGGGGGAGGCAGUGUAAACUCACUGAAGAAACUGGAAAAACCACCUGCUGAGUGUCUUGGGUGCUUCUGAAUGUCCCGGCGAGUUUGGGCUGUCCGAUCCCCAAAUUCAGU
Molecule: messenger RNA, 524 nt
Organism: Conger conger (European conger)
Lineage: Eukaryota; Metazoa; Chordata; Actinopteri; Anguilliformes; Congridae
Exons: 4
Coding region: 1-483 (160 amino acids)
Biological process (GO): regulation of lipid catabolic process; inflammatory response
Molecular function (GO): signaling receptor binding
Source: RefSeq, a predicted model, not a curated record